AUGCUCAGCUCAUCGCCUGCUUAUAGCUCAACCUGGCCUCGUUCAGCGUGCGCCGCAACUGUGGCUUCCAGGAAUUUUUCACCGCCAAAUAAGCGUUUUGGUCACGUGACGCACCGUGAUAACUUCGAAUCGACCGUUUUAUGGCCCAGGCAGCGGUUUGAGCAGGCUGAAGGGCAGGUUGGGCGGUCCCGGUGGCCUCCAGAAGGGUGUCGGCGGCAGCUGGGAGGUCAAUCGCUGCCGUGUGUGCCGCUGGAGGCUCUUUUGCCCGGCGAUGAGGGCUUUGGCCGUAAGUACGGCAGUCUGAAAUUUGGCGAACUGCAGGACUAUACAGGGAUUGAUGAGCACAGGACGGAGAGAAUAGAGGACUGGUGUCGAGUUAGGGAUCGGAAUCGCUGCGGAACAGGUUGGAAAGUGCGGAUUAUGAGUAUGUGGAGUUUUUUCGGGGCUGAAACGGGCUUUGGAUCGUGUUUGAGCAAGAUUUACUGA
Messenger RNA from Torulaspora globosa, 486 nucleotides. RefSeq lists its product as uncharacterized. Lineage: Eukaryota; Fungi; Ascomycota; Saccharomycetes; Saccharomycetales; Saccharomycetaceae. The coding region runs from base 1 to 486 and encodes 161 amino acids. The transcript has a single exon. The record is from RefSeq and is a predicted model, not a curated record.